CCACCUCCUUCCUCUCCACUCCUUUUCUUUUCACUCCAGCUCUCUUGCUCCCCACUCUCAGUAUCAGUCCACAGUCUCCUCCUCCUCCAUCAACACAGCCACUGCAACUCUCUCUCUCUCUCUCUCUCUCCACCGUUCACAGUCUCCAUCUCUCCGCCUCUCUCCGCCAUGGCUUCCUCCGCAUUACCUCCGUCCAACCUCCUCCUCCUCCUCCUCCUCCUCAUUUCCGGCCUCGCGUGCGUGGCGGCCAUGGCGGCCCCGAUCGGCGUCAACUACGGCCAGAUCGCCAACAACCUGCCGUCGCCGGACCACGCGGUGACGCUGGUGAAGUCGAUCGGCGCCACCCGGGUCAAGCUCUACGACGCGGACUCCCGCGUCCUCUGCGCCUUCGCCCACACCGGCGUCGAGUUCACGGUCGGCCUGGGCAACGAGUUCUUGGUCCAGAUGAAGGACCCCAAGAACGCCCUCUCCUGGGUCAAGAGCAACGUCCAGUCCUUCCUCCCCGACACCAACAUCACCACCAUCGCCGUCGGCAACGAGGUCUUCACCUCCAACGACACCUCCCUCAGGGACCUCCUCAUGCCGGCGAUGAAGAACGUCCACGACGCGCUCGCCAGCCUCGGCCUCGACAAGCAGGUCACCGUGACCACAGCCCACUCGCUGGCCAUCCUCGAGACCUCCUACCCGCCGUCGACGGGCAGAUUCCGGCGGGAUGUCGCGAGCCGCGUGAGCCAGGUCCUGGACUUCCAAUGCCAGACCGGGUCGUCGUUCCUGAUCAAUGCCUACCCCUACUUCGCGUACAAGGCCAACCCGAAGCAGGUCCCGCUCGACUUCGUCCUCUUCCAGGCGUCGCAGGGUAUCACCGAUCCCUCCACGGGGCUCAACUACGAGAACAUGCUGUUCGCCCAGAUCGACGCCGUCCACUCGGCGCUCGCGGCCGUCGGGUACGCGAAUAUGACGGUGCACGUGUCGGAGACGGGGUGGCCAUCGAGGGGCGACGACGACGAGGUCGGGGCGACGCCGGAGAACGCGAAGAAGUACAAUGGGAAUCUGAUAAAGAUCGUGAAGCAGAAGAAGGGGACGCCGAUGAAGCCGAACUCCGACCUGAACAUAUACGUAUUCGCGCUGUUCAACGAGAACAUGAAGCCCGGGCCGAUGUCGGAGAGGAACUACGGGCUGUUCAAGCCGGACGGGACGCCGUCGUACACGCUCAGCAGCGGCGGCGGCGGCGGCGGCGGGACGAGCAAUGGGACGAGCUCUGGAGGGUUCGGCGGGGGCGGGGGCGGGGGCGGGAGCGCUUCCGACGGGACGCCACCGGCACCGAUUGGCUACCUCUCCGUUUCCUCCGGCGCGAACGAACUUCGAUCAUUAGGCGCGGCAUGUCUCAUGUUGGCUCUGUUCCUGAUCAAGCUCGUCUUUUGAAGCAUGAAUCCGUCUUAUUUCGAAUUGGGUGAUCAUCAACGAAGUGGGUUAUCUAAAAAGAAGGUGAAAGACUUUUUGGAUUCUCUUUUUGCUUGUAAAUCAGCUCCCCAAAAUUCACGGGCAUAUGAGUGUCUCUCCCAUCCAUCAUAUCUUCCCCGUCGCAUCCUGCUCUAGCACAAGUUGCACAGAGAGAGAGAGAGAGUGCUUUCGAGAACAUCACUUGCUAUUAUUGGUACUGCACUUGGGUCCAUUUCAUCAGAGAAAUGCACAGAGAGUAGGGACAUCAAGUGGGUGGGACGUGUAAAUGCGAAAUGAGUGGUAGCUUUUUUCUGUUUGGUUGGCUAUGAACUGUAAUUGUUUUGGCACUUCUUUUUUGGCGUUUUGGGGGAGGUUGGUGGGGGAGAGAAUUGUGCAGUGUAGUGUCUUCAAUAAUUCCUAGAUGCCAAUGUACUGUCAUUUUAUUGCUAUUCUAUUCCAAAAUGUCCUAUCUGGGGCGUGUGGGACAAAAGCA
This is a messenger RNA of Eucalyptus grandis, 1933 nucleotides long. RefSeq names its product glucan endo-1,3-beta-glucosidase 11. The record is from RefSeq and is a predicted model, not a curated record. The transcript has 4 exons. Gene Ontology annotation, cellular component: plasma membrane. Bases 169 to 1422 code for a protein of 417 amino acids. Gene Ontology annotation, molecular function: hydrolase activity, hydrolyzing O-glycosyl compounds. Gene Ontology annotation, biological process: carbohydrate metabolic process. Lineage: Eukaryota; Viridiplantae; Streptophyta; Magnoliopsida; Myrtales; Myrtaceae.